Folsomia candida is the source of this 2580-nucleotide messenger RNA. Its product is annotated as oleandomycin polyketide synthase, modules 5 and 6-like. Gene Ontology annotation, biological process: fatty acid biosynthetic process. Gene Ontology annotation, molecular function: fatty acid synthase activity. The transcript has 3 exons. NCBI's taxonomy places the organism in Eukaryota, Metazoa, Arthropoda, Collembola, Entomobryomorpha, Isotomidae. The coding region runs from base 1 to 2580 and encodes 859 amino acids. The record is from RefSeq and is a predicted model, not a curated record.
AUGCCGACCUAUUCUUAUAGAUGUGGCGUUGUUCUACUUAAGCGGUUGUCGGACGCCGUAAGGGAUGGCGACAGGAUCCAAGGAGUUAUUCUCGGUUAUGGCCAGUCUCAAGACGGCUUAAGUAAAAGUAUGGGUACGCCGACUGUUGGUGGCGAAGCUGCUGCUAUGCAAAUGGCCCUUAACGACGCAGGCAUAAGCCCUGUCGACGUUGAACUAGUGGAAGCGCAUGGAACGGGCACAGCUGUGGGUGAUCCAAUGGAGAUUAAGGCAAUCGAAGAGGUAUAUGCGUCCCCUGAUAGGAAGAACCCCCUAAUAAUUACUGCAGGGAAGGCAAAUAUAGGCCACACAGAAUCCACUUCGUGCCUCGCUGGAAUAAUAAAAACAUUGGAAAUGAUGAAGCACAAUUAUAUCCCGAAACAAAUAGGGUUGGAAAACAUUAACCCCCAAAUCCUACCUGUGCUGGCCAACAUUCCGGCGGAAAUAUCAGUCACUGGCCGAUCCUGGCAUAUGUUGAAGGACGAAUGCAACAGAAAAAUUGCUGGCGUUUCCUCGUUUGGCAUAACUGGGACAAAUACCCACACAAUCAUUGAGGAAUGGGAACCGAAAUUAAGCCUUUCCUUUAAGCAUGUACCAGACGCGAAACUUCCAGUCGUAAAUAUUCUGAGCAUCUCUGCAAAAACGAAAACCGCAUUGGAAGAAACUAUCAACCGAUACGGGGAACUUCUUUUCCAUUCUUCUGAAAGUUUUAAUGAUGUUGCGUUCACUGCAAACACGGGCCGAAACCAAUUCCAACAUCGAAUUGCGUUCUAUGCUUCUAAUGGAAGGGAAGCAUUACAAAAACUUAAUCAAAAGGAAUAUGAAAUUAAUGAGAGGGUGAAUGAACAGCGGCCUUUGGUAUUUCUGUUUCCUGGACAGGGUUCACAAUUCCAUGGCAUGGGGAGACAAUUAUAUAAUUCACACCCUGUCUUUGAAAGAGCAUUUGAUCACGCUGAAGCCAUUUUGCAGGAUAUGUAUGACUUGAAGCUAAAAGAAGCAAUGUGGGGAGAAGACGAGACGAUGAUCAAUUCGUCCCUCUAUUCACAAAGUUCCAUAUUCGUCAUUGAAUAUGGCCUCCUUAAGUUACUCGAGUCUUGGGGGGUCGCUCCCGACGCAGUAGUAGGACAUUCACUUGGCGAAUUUGGUGCUGCAGUCGCAGCUGGAUUUCUAUCGCUGAAAGAUGGGUUGCGAAUGUUGGGGGCGAGAUGCAGACUGAUUGAUUCUCUUCCUGAAGGAAGAAUGGUGGCAAUUAAUGUACCCUUAGACCAUGCUAACUCAUUGCUUCAAGUCUUCCUGAAGGGUUAUCAAAGCAGCACGAGUACCACCGCCAAGAAGAGCGCCUGGCUGGAUAUUGCAGGGGUGAACUCACCUACACAGACAGUUCUAUCCGGGCCAACAGAAACUGUACUUGACUUUACCGACUUUUGUAGGAACAACGCUGUAAAAGCACAUGUCCUCGUUGCGGAACAUGCUUUCCAUUCUCGUCAUAUGGACAAAAUGUUGCGGCAGUAUGAAAACGUGCUAUGCUCUAUCAACUUCAAAUCAGGGAACGGAAUUGAAUACAUUUCCGGAGUGGACGGAAGUGUAGUAUCAGAGGUUGAUGUCGAUUACUGGAAACGUCAUACCAGAGAAGCAGUUCAAUUCUUCAAUGCAAUCCAAAACAUGGAAAACUAUUUUGGCCCAGGCCCAAUUCUAUUCGUGGAAAUUGGUCCACACCCAGUUUUGUCUGCUUUAGUUCACGCUAAUAUUUCGUCUUCUUGUGACAUUAAGUGUCUACCAACCAUGCGAAGAAGUAAAGCUUCGACGGAGACUGAGUUGUAUUCAACCAUUUGUACCUUAUUUGCCCAAGGCUAUCGAAUAAACUUUGAAGAAUUUCAUAGGGGUCACUGCUAUCGCAAAGUCGAUUUGCCUCAUUACCCCUUUCAAAAGAAAAAGAUGUGGAUAUACAAGAAAAAUGACUUGGUGCCUAAAGCUCGUACUCAGCCAGAUAUUCGUCCCUGGCUUGGAGAAAGGGUAACAUUUCCCGGGGUCAAAUCACACGAUCAAGGAAUACACACUCAAUACAGGAAUUUGGUCGGCCUGACCUCUUAUCCAUAUGUUUCAGACCAUAAAAUCUUUGAGUUUAUCGUUGUUCCAGCUGCGGUAUUCAUCGAAAUUGCUCUGCGGGCAUCGUCGCAUCACGGGGUGACAUUCCCGAUUGUGUUGGAAAAUUUUCAAGUCAGAGCAGGUUUGCAACUCGAAACGGAUCCUAUCAACUUGUGUACAACUGUAGUCAUAAAUAUUGAUGAAGCAAAUAAUAUUGGAUCCGUGAAGUCGUACUCCAAGCAGCCCACUGCUCGAGAACUGGAAUGGAAGUGCCACACUACUAGUGAAUUCCAAUCCGAUAAUUCGUCACCUGCUGAACUACAGGAUUUUAACUUCGAAAGUUUGCAUAGCAUUAGGCAACGCAUUAGGAAAGUGGGAGAUGUUGCAGCGAUGUAUAAACGUCUCAACGACCUGGGAUACAAGUUUGGGCCCACGUUUCAAAGUAUCUCGAGUUUGUGA